Solanum tuberosum (potato) is the source of this 854-nucleotide messenger RNA. RefSeq lists its product as uncharacterized. The transcript has 2 exons. NCBI's taxonomy places the organism in Eukaryota, Viridiplantae, Streptophyta, Magnoliopsida, Solanales, Solanaceae. The record is from RefSeq and is a predicted model, not a curated record. Bases 17 to 553 code for a protein of 178 amino acids.
UGGAAAUUUUAGGCAAAUGUCACAAUAUCAAGAGCUAAUUUUAGAGAAGCCGAAGAUAGCUCCCAGCUUUAUUGUGAUAGAGAAGCCGAAGAUAGAAAGAGAGAUGCAUCUAUGGCCAUCUUUGAGAUUAAGGGAUUCUUUCAAAUUGGGUUACUUGAAGAAUCUUGAAUGGAAUCUCCAUAGAAUGAACAGUCAGAAGCAACGUGACAACGAUCAGAAGCUUUUGGAUGAGCCAACCAGCAGUUCUAAUAACGGUGGACGAGAAAAAUUUGAGCUGUUUUGUAGAGAAUUCCUCAUGAUCCUUUCUUGCUGCUACUGUUGUUUCUGCUGUGGAGAAGUUUCUACGUGCAUUUAUCUCUCUUUCUCGAGUGUUUCACUUAUUGAGAUCAGUUCCUCUCAAUUGGAUGGAAUUCCUGCUUUUAGCAUCUGUGGCAGAAAUCUACUUUUCUUGUUCAAGAUAAAUGAUUUUAUCAGAGGGAGUAUCUGGUUUUCUGAACUUUUAGAUAACAACGGAGGGCCAUUUGUGUUUAGCUUUUCAGGGUGGAAUUCCUGAAAUGACUUAAUCUUAAUCUCUUCCUAUCUCUGCCUUUUUGUCAGUUUUAUCAUCUUACGAAAUGAUAUUUUAUACUUUAUGCUGUAAACGUUUGUAUAAUAAAAUAUCAAACAAUUUAUAUGAGCUAAGACAUAUCUUGAAUCGUAAAUCUUAUAACUGUUUUCUGCCUAUUAUAGUAGCAUUUUUCUUUGUUUUUAUCAUUCUUACCUUAAAAGCAAUUAUUUCCCAUAUGCAUAUGAAUAUUGUGCUGCUGCAUUUGUGACUAUAUUUCUUGUUGACGAGUCUUUGUUAUCUGAUAACU